Closterium sp. NIES-65 is the source of this 2039-nucleotide messenger RNA. Lineage: Eukaryota; Viridiplantae; Streptophyta; Zygnematophyceae; Desmidiales; Closteriaceae. The record is from the annotation of a GenBank genome assembly.
AUGUUCGUCUCCCGCUGUUCCCCACAGGUGAUGGCUGCCGUGGAAGCCAGAGGGGGUGCCUUCCGCACCGGCACGGAAGUGACUGGGGUGCAGAGCCUGGGCGAGGAAGGCGUGGAAGUGCGUCUAGGGGACGGAACAUCGGAGCGCUAUGACCGGGUGGUUCUGGCAGUGCAUGGCGAUACCGUGCUGCCGCUGCUGGGGGAAGGAGCCACGCAUGAGGAGCGGAGGGUAUUUUCUGCCUUCAAAUACGCCACCAGCACCAUCUUUCUGCAUCGUGACAAGUCCCUCAUGCCCACCAGAAGGGCCGCCUGGAGCGCGUGGAACUUCAGAGGAGUGGACGCGAAGGGAGGGGUUUGUGUCACGUACUGGCUCAACACGCUGCAGAAUCUUGGGGACACAGGAGAGCCGAUUCUGGUGACCCUCAACCCUCCGUCUGGAAUCAAAGGCACAGUGCAUCACCAGUGGGUCACCUCCCACCCGCUCCCCACCACUGCUGCCACGGCUGCUGCCAGACUGCUCCCCACCGUGCAAGGAAGGAGGGGGAUCUACUUUUGUGGGGCAUAUCUGGGAUAUGGCUUCCAUGAAGAUGGGUUCAAGGCUGGUCUGACUGCAGCCAACGCUCUCCUGGGCGCCAGCAGCAGCCCAGCUCUGCAGCUGCAGCAAAUCACGCCUCAGAUGCUCCUCCCGCUGCACUACCAGCCUUCCAUGUGUUUACCCAUCCGUCUCUAUUACCCUCUCUCACCCGUCAAUCCCUCCCAGGCGGGUCUGACUGCAGCCAACGCUCUCCUGGGCGCCAGCAGCAGCCCAGCUCUGCAGCUGCAGCGCAACACUCCUCAGAUGCUUCUCCCGCUGCACUUUCAGGCCGCCAAGGCUGCAGUUCUCUCCUUCCUGCGCCCCUUCAUUCAUCUCGGAUCCGUGCAGCUGUUGGAGCGAGGAGGCACAGUGUACCGGUUUGGGAGACAAGGACCCAAGCUGGACUGUCAGAUGACCGUGCACUCGCCCGCCUUCUAUUGGAAGGUGGCGACACGUGCAGACCUGGGAUUGGCCGAUGCCUUUGUGGAUGGAGACAUCUCCUUCCCUCAGGGCUCCAGGGGUCUCCUCAAGUUCCUCGAGGGCUCCAGGGGGCUGUUCAAGUUUCUCGAGGGCUCCAGAGGGCUGCUCAAGUUCCUCGAGGGCUUCAGAGGGCUCCUCAAGUUCCUCGAGGGGCUGGUGGAGCCCUGCCCUGCUGACAGCAGUGGUGGGAUCGGCAGCUCUAGCAACGGCAUGUUCCAGACCUUCCUAGACGAGACCAUGACCUACUCAUGCGCCAUCUUCGAGGUGAGCAGUGGGGAUGUCAGUGAAUCCGUGUGCUCUCAUUUGCAGCACGCCCAAACCCCCUUCUUCCAAACCUUCCUUCACGAAACCAUGACCUACUCAUGCGCCAUCUUCCAGCGACCAGAGGAACCUCUGGUGGAUGCACAGCUGCGCAAGCUGAGGCGCCUCAUUGCCAAGGCGCGCAUAGACUCGUCGCACCACGUGCUUGAGAUCGGGUUCGGGUGGGGCAGCCUGGCUCUGGAGACGGUCAGCCUCACGGGGUGUCGCUACACGGGCAUCACACUCUCCUCGCAGCAGCUGCAGCUCGCCACAGAGCGAGUCAAGGCGGCAGGUCUGCAGGAUCGAAUCAACUUCAUGCUCUGUGACUACCGCAACCUGCCAGGCACCGGCAAAUUUGAUCGCAUCCUCUCAUGUGAGAUGCUAGAGGCGGUGGGCCACGAGUACCUGGGAGACUUCUUCCAUCACUGCGACCGCUUGCUCGCAAUGGACGGGCUGCUCGUUGUUCAGGUGAUCACCACACCAGAGAGCCGCUACGAGGAGUACCGCCUAUCCUCCGAUUUCAUCAAGGAGUACAUCUUCCCCGGCUGCUGCGUGCCCUCCCUCUCUGCUCUCACCGACGCCAUGGCCAAGAACUCCGCCUUCAGUGUGGAGGAGCUGGAGAACAUUGGGCCGCACUACGCCACAACGCUCAUGAGAUGGCACGACAACUUCAUGGCUCACCGGCA